AUGGUUUCGAGUAGGUCUGGUAUCCUGAUGGGUAUUGGGCAGAGCGAUCUACCUCGCCCCUCCACCGGAAAGGAAGCACAGGCAGCCGCUUUUGGAAAUGGCGAUCUCGCUCUACCAAAUCCACAAGUGAGGCAGACAUACAAGACCAGCCUAUACUGCAGCUUCCACCUGCAUCCAAACAGAUGAUUCAAACUGCACCUGGAACUCCAAUGAGCCCAUAUCUUACAGAGUCUGCCCAUGUAUCCUCGCUGCAAAACCCACUCAAACGCCGAGAGAGUAGGCUGAAUGAGAUCAAAGUGACGGAAUCCGCCUCGCCCAUUGAGGAUAGCGUACAAGAGACGCUGUCACGGAAGUCAUCUUUAGAGACUCUAAUCCGGAAAUCAUCGCCAACUUUAGCCGAAACGUCUGCUUACUCGCCGAAAAAGCUAUACUUAAAAACUCUAAAAACCUUCGAGUCUCGUUUCAGAGCGAGGCAUGAUGUCAAUCAAGAUGUAAGCUAGUUCAAAGCAAUACUCGAGACUCGAAAUCUAAAAGACUGCUUAUAGCCAGCCCACAAUACAGCGGCAGGCGCAAAAGGAUGUUGCCAAAUUCCCAUCGAUAAGCUAGCCCAACUCAACAGUAAGUCAACUUCCUGGUUUAAAGAUGAACAUGGGACCUCGAAGUUCUCCAGAAAAAAUUUCUUCGGCAAAGCCCCUUGGCAUCGGAAAGAGUCUGGAGACUCCUGCAGUAGCGUGGCCAGUUCUGUGAGGGAGAUCCUCAGAGGCUCAACGCCUCCAGGCACGCCAGUUUCUGGAUAUACUGCACAUCGUGAGUUGCGGUAUUGAGAGUCACGGAUUGCGCGUAGACUAAUAUGAUGUUCAGAUAGCACGCACUCUAUCAACAACCAAUUUCCAGGCGGAGUACGUUGUCUUUUGUCGUGACUGUUGACUAAGUUGCUAAACGAAGUCUGGUUAGGAAGCCCAAAGAAUACCAACUCCGCCACUGGACGAAGACACGGCUGACGGGAAAGCUCGAGGAUUCUUUACCUGCUCAAUUCCCCCUACAGAUGGAGGACCUGAGACAGACUCGCUGCAAUCUCGACACCAUGCACUUUCACGUAGUGACAUUCACCGCCGUAGCCUGA
Clonostachys rhizophaga is the source of this 1123-nucleotide messenger RNA. The record is from the annotation of a GenBank genome assembly. Lineage: Eukaryota; Fungi; Ascomycota; Sordariomycetes; Hypocreales; Bionectriaceae.